This is a messenger RNA of Opisthorchis viverrini, 1365 nucleotides long. RefSeq lists its product as hypothetical. NCBI's taxonomy places the organism in Eukaryota, Metazoa, Platyhelminthes, Trematoda, Opisthorchiida, Opisthorchiidae. Gene Ontology annotation, cellular component: membrane. Gene Ontology annotation, biological process: transmembrane transport; monoatomic ion transport. Bases 70 to 1365 code for a protein of 431 amino acids. The record is from RefSeq and is a predicted model, not a curated record. The transcript is spliced from 8 exons. Gene Ontology annotation, molecular function: protein binding; monoatomic ion channel activity.
UCUCACCGAAUUCUGAUCUUUAGAGGUGCAAAUUUGGACUGCGAGAACGCAGAAGGUGAAACGCCCCUGAUGGUUGCAGCUCGGCAGGGAUACUUAUACUUGAGCCGUGUACUUUUAGAACACAAGCCGAACAUCGAUAAAGUGAAUUCAAAAUGUCAGAAUGUGGUCUACAUGGCUGUUGAAGGGAAUGAUCGGCAUGUGGUGGAAUUUCUGCUAGAAAAUGAAGAAUUCCCUCGACUGCUCAAGUGUGCUGAUCUGGAUGGGAACAGACCAAUUCAUAAAGCAGCGGAAAUUGGUAAUUUGGAAAUCGUUUCGGCAAUUGUGAAAGCUUCGGCUGGGGAGGGGCCAAUGUCUUGCUUGGUCGCGCCAAAUAUGAAGGGUCAAACACCGGCUCACAUUGCUGCAAAGUUUGGGCAUUUAAACGAAUGUGUCAGGUUGUUACUUGAGAGUGAUCAUGGUUUUGAACUGCUGAAGAAUAAAACGGGACGUGGAAAGCGUGCCAUGACACCAUUUCGACAGAUGAUACGAGUUCUACCCGGCUCAAUUACUGUGACUACUUCCACCCUGAAACAGAUGGUUCAAUGUUUCGCGAGCCUUGCGGACUACUUCACUUUUGAAAACGUUUUUGAACUGGCUAUCUACUCGCUUGCAAUUGCAACCACAGUGGACACCAACGGCUGCAUGCGAAGAACCGGUUUGAGGGAGCCUUGGCAAUGGCAAACAGGUACCGCGGGAAUUGUGUUCGCUUGGAUUGAUUUGCUGAUGUUUUUCCAAAGAACCACUCCUAUUGGAAUCUACUUGGGCAUCUUUGGUCUCAUCCUGACGAACUUAGCCAACCUGGCCGUUGUCUUCAGCCCAUUUCUGGUUGCUUUCGCCUUGGCAUUUCAUUUGCUGCUGGGUAAUCAAAUUCGAUUCAACGAUAUGCGAAAUGCCUUUUCCAGCACCGUAUCUAUGUUCAGCGGGGAGGUCGGUCUAGCCGAUGCAAGUCACGCCAUGUUUAAUCGCUAUGAACCGGGAGCGUCUCCAGAAAAAUUGGUGUAUUAUGCUACACUGAGCUACCUGUUCUUUCUCACGUUUGUCGCAUUUAUGUCAAUCGCGCUGAUGAACAUGUUAACUGGUAUCGCUGUUGGAGACGUGGAAGCAAAGAAAAGCCAAGCCAAUCUGGAAACCGUUCAACAGCUCACGUCAACUCAAGGUAAGCGAAUGGAACUAGAUGAAGUUCUUGACAAACUCCGAGAAAAAGUUGGUGCGCUCCGCGUGGCCUUUUUCAUGCUCUCCGAAGCGGUCGCUGUCUUAAACAGAAAUGCAGGAUCAGACGAGGAGGAAUCAAGAUCAAGUGAUUAUGAUACAGACAGUUAUGAAUAA